Messenger RNA from Nematostella vectensis (starlet sea anemone), 1185 nucleotides. Its product is annotated as vicilin-like seed storage protein At2g18540. Bases 1 to 1185 code for a protein of 394 amino acids. The record is from RefSeq and is a predicted model, not a curated record. The transcript is spliced from 4 exons. Lineage: Eukaryota; Metazoa; Cnidaria; Anthozoa; Actiniaria; Edwardsiidae.
AUGACUGACCCUGUCCCAAAGGGGUCCCGCUCUCGAACCAGAAGAUGGCACAACCUUAGCCUGCGUAGCAAGCGCAAAGGACUGGAGAAAAUAAAGGAAUGGGCGCAUACUAGACACUCAUAUUUAGUUGCAUACAAGGACGAAUACACUCUUGCGCGUCUGUCUACGCUUAACAGACAUCACACCAUUGUGCGUUUAUGUGCGCACAUGUUCGCGCACAGACACGAGCCUGUGGGAAAGGCUCUCGAAGAGCGCCGCAAAGAAGCCCCCGGGAAACUCGAAAAGCGCCGCAGAAAAGCCCCCGGGCAACUCGAAAAGCGCCGCAAAGAAGCCCCCGGGAAACUCGAAAAGCGCCGCAAAGAAGCCCCCGGGAAACUCGAAAAGCGCCGCAAAGAAGCCCCCGGGAAACUAGAAAAGCGCCAAAAUGAAGCCCCCGGGAAACUCGAAAAGCGCCGCAAAGACGCCCCCGGGAAACUCGAAAAGCGCCGCAAAGAAGCCCUCGGGAAACUCGAAAAGCGCCGCAAAGAAGCCCCCCGGGAAACUCGAAAAGCGCCCCCCCGGGAAACUCGAAAAGCGCCGCAAAGAAGCCCUCGGGAAACUCGAAAGGCGCCGCAGAAAAUCCCCCGGGAAACUCGAAAAGCGCCGCAGAAAAUCUCCCGGGAAACUCGAGAAGCGCCGCAGAAAAGCCGCCGGGAAACUCGAACAGCACGUGCCUCAGAAAAGCCCCGGGAAACUCGAAAAGCGCCGCAGAAAAGCCCCCGGGAAACUCGAAAAGCGCCACAAAGAAGCCCUCGGGAAACUCGAAAGGCGCCGCAGAAAAUCCCCCGAGAAACUCGAAAAGCGCCGCAGAAAAUCUCCCGGGAAACUCGAGAAGCGCGUCAGAAAAGCCCCCGGGAAACUCGAACAGCGCGUGCCUCAGAAAAGCCCCCGGGAAACUCGAAAAGCGCCGCAGAAAAGCCCCCGGGAAACUCGAAAAGCGCCACAAAGAAGCCCCCGGGAAACUCGAAAAGCGCCGCAGAAAAGCCCCCGGGAAACUCGAAAAGCGCCCCAAAGAAACCCCCGGGAAACUCGAAAGGCGCCGCAAAGAAGCCCCCGGGAAAAUUUGAACAGCGCGCGCCUCAGAAAAGCGCUCGGUUAAAUAAGCUCGGACUUUCCAGCUUGACUUUCCGUCUUUCACGCAACUAG